AUACAUAUCGCCAUCGAAUGUCUAUCAGCUGUUUCGAAACGUGCAAACAACAGAUUGAAUUAACUGCGAUGGAAUAUAACGUUUUGGAGCUAUUUAGUGGCAUAGGAGGCAUGCACUUUGCGUUUAAAUAUGCACAACUAAAGGGAGAAGUGGUCGCCGCAAUGGAUGUCAACACUGUUGCAAAUGCAGUUUACGCACAUAAUUAUAAAACAACAAAUGUAAAAACGAGAAAUAUACAGAGCAUAAGUGAAAAGGAAGUACGCAAGCUAAAUGCCAACAUGCUACUAAUGUCGCCACCUUGUCAGCCGCACACGCGACAAGGCUUGCAGCGAGAUACAGAAGAUAAACGUUCCUGUGCCUUGACGCAUCUCUGUGAACUUAUACCGCAAUGUGAAACACUUAAAUAUGUGCUUAUGGAAAAUGUCAAGGGCUUUGAGACAUCUCAAGCACGAAAACAGUUUAUAGAAGCCCUCGAGAAUGCAAACUUUAACUGGCGGGAGUUUAUACUAACGCCCUCACAGUUUAAUGUACCAAACACACGCCAUCGUUACUAUUGCAUUGCACGCAGAGACAAGGAUUUCGACUUUGAAGCUGGCAAAAUCUGGGAUCAUAUGCCAGGCGUAAGUUCGAGUUGUGCUCUGGAGACAAUGUGUACGAUAUCCAGCAUUCUUGAGCCUAACGUCCCAAGUGAAGCCCUUGUACCUGAUGAUGUGCUAACUAAACGUGUGCUAGUUAUGGACAUUGUGCAUCCAGAGCAAAGCAAAUCAAUGUGUUUUACCAAGGGCUACACUCACUAUACAGAAGGUACGGGCUCAGCAUUUUCUCCGCUAAGUAAGCAGCAAGCACACAAUAUAUUCGAAGUCGUUAGAGAACUUGACAAGGAUGAUGAAGCUGUUCGAGUACAACGACUUGAGCUGUUACGGCAAAUAAAAUUACGCUAUUUUACGGCACGGGAAGUGGCGCGGCUAAUGAGUUUUCCAGAAUUUGAAUUUCCCGCCGAGACGACAAAUCGGCAAAAGUAUCGUUUACUUGGCAAUAGUAUUAAUGUGCGUGUGGUAGGCGAGUUGCUCAAAUUGCUAACAACAACUUAA
Drosophila busckii is the source of this 1091-nucleotide messenger RNA. RefSeq names its product tRNA (cytosine(38)-C(5))-methyltransferase (gene Mt2). The coding region runs from base 18 to 1091 and encodes 357 amino acids. Gene Ontology annotation, molecular function: methyltransferase activity. The transcript has 2 exons. The record is from RefSeq and is a predicted model, not a curated record. Lineage: Eukaryota; Metazoa; Arthropoda; Insecta; Diptera; Drosophilidae.